GAGGGUACUCAAUCCUACUGUCAAUGUCAUUGAUAAAGAUGUUGGAAAUACCAGUCCCAAGAUGGACCCCCAAUGGACACCACUUGUCACAAGCCUUCAUGUAGACAUAGAGCUGUUCAUACAACCCUGUGGCUCUGACUAUCCAACCAAUUAUUUAUCACCCAAUAAUCCACCCUUCACAUUCCUGUCUCCAGUUUGAAGAUAAGAAAGUGUUGUGUGAUCAUGACAAAAGCCCUGCACAAGUCCAGUUGCCUUUCCUUUGUCCACUGAUUCUGUCAGGUUACCAUAGAAGGCCACCAGACUGGUCAGGCAGGAUCCGCCCUUGGUGAAGCCAUGCUGGCUGUCUCAGAUUACCUCCUACAUGUGCUUCAGUGUAGCUUCCAGGAGGGUCUGUUCCCUGAUCUCCCCCAGCACCGAGGCCAGUACAGAAUGCUAAGGUUCACAAGAAACUGGGAUCUGAUCCAAACUGGGAUGGGUGUCCCAUACCGUGUAGUGACAUGGAGAACAAUAACACUGGGGAGAGUUGGCUGAGGGGUUGCUGCUGCUUGGGAAUUCUCUGGAUGUCAGUGGCUGGUGAGGAAUUGCACUGUGUGUCACAUGUUCUGUAUAUUGUGGGGUUUUUAAAUCAUUAUUAUUAAACUAUAGCUCAGUCCCCCACAGGCGCUACCUUUUUUUUAUUCCCCAACACUAUUCCUCCAUCCCACAGUGGGUGGAGUGAGUGAACAGCUUUGUAAUGCUUAGCUGCGUGCUGCUUUAGUAACAGCAGCAACUGCUGCAUCUCUCACUGGAAUGGUUCAAUAAACCACAUUUGUAACUCUUACCUGAUAAAUUAAAAUCAACUUCUCAGUAGUUUGUUAUGGUUGCAAACUUGGAAAAAAAUAAAUAAAUCUAAACGGCCAAGCUAUAAGGCUUUGGAACAGCCUCCAAAACAGCACGGGUGAGACGGAACUGACACUGGAAGCAAAACUAAGCGGCUAAUGAAACCACCCUCGGUCCCGCAGCGCCUCCGGGGCGGUGCAGCCGGCGAGCCCGCCCCGGAGCUGAGGGGAGGCCGUGCCUGCCGUGCCUGUCGUGCCCCGAUCCGGUCACUGAGCCUCGGAGGAGGAAGGGUGGCGAGGGAGCGGUGAGAGCAGCCGCCGGCUUCCCGCUGGAGAAGGGGUCUGACUGCCUCGAUUGCAGACAGCACCUGGAGCCUGGACAGGUGGAAAAAACCUGGUGUUUUGUUAGGGGAGGUGUUCACAUGGCCAGAAAGUGACGUGCGCUCCACUGAAAAAGAAAAAAACAAAAAACAGGUGGAGGGUAAGAUGGAGGAAGCAGAAGAGGAUGACAUGGCAUGUGGAGACUUGGGGAACGGACUUGGGAGAAGACCUGGAGGUGUUUAUGAAGAGGAAAAAUUACAAAACUAUUCACUCAGAUCUAAGAAGGUGUCUGUGAAGGCUUACAACUCUCUCUCAUCAAUAAAGGGAGUGGAAGAAAAUGAUGCUUCCCCUUUUCCCUGUUCCAAAAGAAACAGUUUUCAUGAUGGAUCAUCCAAGAAGCCUCUGUCUAGUUUGUCUCGACUAAGUAGCUGUGAAUCCAGUAGUGAAGUGUCAAAUGAAGAACUAAAGCAACAGCUUCGAGAAGCUCUAGAGGAAAUUGAAAUGUUGAAAGUUGAGCUUGAAGCUGCUCAAAGAAAACUUGAAGGAAAAGAUGAAGCCCUAAGAAUUCUGCAAAGCAUGGCAGUAUUUAAUAAGGCCACUAGUCAUACAAAAGCAAUGCUUGAAAAAACUGAGGAAGAAAAGAGAACUUUAGAAAAGGAAAUUAAUAUUUUGCAGUGGGAAAUCGAAUUUGAUCAGGAUAGAUUUAAAAACAUAGAAGACACAUGGACAGAAAAAUAUGACAGGAUAUACUGUGAAAACACAGCUCUUAAGGAAGCACUGAAACUGAGAACAGAAGAAGUUAAAACUCUUAAAUCUGAAAAUGCAAUCUUGAAUCAGCAGCGCUUAGAAUUUCUUGUAAUGCUUGAUGUGAACAAACAGAAGAUUGUUCAGGAGAACAUGUCCAUGAAUAAAAGAGACAUCACAGAUAUUACAGGUCUUGAACUGGCAGUUCUUGGAGCCUGCACCUGCAAUUCUUCUGUGGGGCAGCCUUGUCCCUGUGCUAAAAUGGCAGCUGUCACUCGGAAGCAAAUUCUUCAUCUCAAGCAAGAGAUUGAACUUCUGAUGAAGAGUAAAGAUGAAGCUUAUAUAAUGGCAGACGCCUUCAGAAUCGCAUUUGAGCAGCAGUUAAUGCACAGGAAGGACCAAGCCCUGAGGCUUGCAGAAGUGAUAAAGAUUAAAAAGGAAACAAAAUUUAUAAACUGGAGGCGACUGAAAGAGGAUGGGUCUGUCAAGUUACAAGGGAACAAGAACAAUCUGGGACAGAAAUUAUCAAGCCUGCUCUCCUCAGAUGCUGACAGCAGGAAAGUUGAAGAACUAGACAACCCUCAUGAAAUCCUGAAGAUGUUAAUAGAUUUGGUAAAUGACAAAGAGGAGGCCCUGGCUCACCAGAGGAAGGUCAGCUACAUGCUAGCUCGUGCAAUGGAGCUGAAGGAGGCGGCACAGCUGACGCAAGGCCAGCCUCCCACUGGGCACGGAGGCAAAGCUGAGCAGCCCUGUGGGCCAGCAGCACUGGGACCGGCGUCGUGCUGCGACCUGGCUUCUCCAAGCAGCCUUUCCUGCAGUGGAAACGGGUUCCAGAACUCGGUUAGACAGCUUCGAAAAUCACACUCCUGGCCCUGUGAGGCUGCACCUCACGAGAAUAGGGAUCUGUGUGGGAAAGCACGUGAAACUGUGGUGAUCUCGAUCUAAGUGUCAGCCGGAAUAAAUUAUUUUUUCAAGGAAAAAAAAAAAAAAAAAAGAU
Molecule: messenger RNA, 2880 nt
Organism: Tympanuchus pallidicinctus (lesser prairie-chicken)
Lineage: Eukaryota; Metazoa; Chordata; Aves; Galliformes; Phasianidae
Gene: CCDC125
Product: coiled-coil domain containing 125
Exons: 12
Coding region: 1305-2828 (507 amino acids)
Biological process (GO): negative regulation of Rho protein signal transduction; negative regulation of cell motility
Cellular component (GO): cytoplasm
Source: RefSeq, a predicted model, not a curated record